AAAUUGAUAAAAGUUUCCACAGGAAGUCACUUUACUGCAGCGAAAUCAAGUGCUUGAACAGUUUCGUGCCUUUUGUUUGUGGGGUUAUAGAUCACUGACAGGAUUUUUGAAUGGAUCUGCCCUGUCCAGAGUGGGUUCUGCAUGUCGAGCAGAAAUGGACGGAACUGAAAACCGAAGGAACUGAGCGCUUCUGCCGCCUGACAGAUAUAGAUGCCAUAUUCAACUACGGGCUGUCAUUAAUACGCCCAGAAGAUCUCAAUGCCUUUUCUAGACUUUCAGAGAAGUACUCCGUACAAAAAUCUCCCGAGAUGGCAUCUGAAUUUAGACAGCAGGGAAACCUAAGCUUCAAAGUGAAAGAUUAUACAGCCGCAGCAUUGUAUUAUUCCAAGGGUGUUUGCCAUGCUGACAAGAAUACAGAAGAGAUAUCACUGUGCUAUGCUAACCGUUCUGCUGCCCUCUUUUACCAUGGACUCUACAGAGAAUGUCUUGAAGACAUUCGGCGCGCUUUGGAGGCUGGUUACCCAAGCCAUCUGCAGGACAAGCUGAGAGCUAGACAGACCGCAUGCCUGAGCCAGCUUAAAAAACCUGAAAAAUCCAACCAGACAACCACAAAUAAUCAAACACCACCAUGCCAGAAAAUCAGAAACACUAGGAGUUGUAUUUCACCUGGUGUGUCUGUUUACUUUAGCCCUGAGAAAGGUCGUCACAUAUUAGCCACGGAAAAUAAGACCGCUGGUGAGGUAAUUCUGGAGGAUGAGGCUUUCUGUUGUGUACUUAUACCAGGAAAGACAUUUAAUACUGAAAACCGACACUGUCACCACUGCCUGAGCCAAUCACUGAGCUUUGUGCCAUGUCCAAACUGCAGUUACGUUCGGUACUGUGGAGAGAGCUGUCAAAAAGACGCUUGGCAGUGCUGGCACCGAUGGGAGUGCCAUAUUGGAGCAGAUCUGUUGGCCAUUGGGGUUUUGGGACAUCUUGCACUAAGAGUGGCCCUGAAAGCUGGACAAAACGAGGUCAAAAGGGUGAAUAAAAGCACUUCAGAAGAAGACCAUGUGAGAUGUAGCUCUUAUAAAAGUGAUUUGCCAGUCAAGUUGAGACUUGGAGAUCCCUGUGGAGAAAUUUCAGACUGUUAUCAUGGCGACACGUACAUGGGCAUCUAUAGCCUUUUACCACAUGUGGCACAACACUCAUCCAGCUCACGCUUCUUAUUAGCGAUUACCAUGGCAAUGCUUUACAGGAGACUGCAAGGUGGACCCCCACCGGGCACAUGGGCAUCUUGCGAGAACAAAGGAGUUAGUGGAACCUGGGAGCCUGAGAUGAGUGUGUUGGGAGCCACAGCUCUGAGACACAUGAUGCAGCUUAGGUGUAACGCUCAAGCAGUCACUGCUGUUAUUGUCAAAGAAGAAAGUGGGAUGGCUGUUCAGUCCAGUAGUGAAAUUCGCAUUGCCACAGCAAUUUUUCCUGUUCUCAGUCUGCUUAACCACUCCUGCAGUCCAAACACAAACAUCUCUUUCACCACAGGCUUUCAGACUGACCCACUCAAUCAGUUCGUUUGUUCUGAAGAUUACGAUGACCAUCCCAAGACCUCUCGCAGUGGUGUGACAGUCACUAUACGUGCUUCAAAAGAUCUUACUCCAGGACAGGAGAUUCUGCACUGUUAUGGUCCUCACUGUAGCAGAAUGGAGGUGAAGGAACGUCAGCGUCUCCUGCUGGAGCAGUACUAUUUCCACUGUAAUUGUCAAGCCUGUCAAAGAGACCUAUUAGAAGGAAGCCAGAAAGCAACAGAAAACGCAGCCCCAGGGCUGAAGUGUGUAAAAUGCGGAAAACCUCUUCAGUCCCAUAUGGAUGGGUACAAGUGCUCUUGGCCGUCCUGUGGUCAUCAGAUCACUAGUGCUGAUGUGCAGAACACACUAAAGGGUUUACAGUGUCUAUUGGAUAAGGCAUUUCAUCUCAUGGAGCAACACAGAUUAGACGAGGCCCUAAAAAUCGUAAAAUCAGCUUCUUCUCAGGCAAACAUAAUCCUAACAGAGAUUCACCCUCUCCAAGGAGAGCUAGCAGAUGUAACAGCUCGUGUGUACGCCACCACCGGUGAAUGGAGUCUGGCUUCAUCUAAUCUUAAGCGUAGCAUUGUUGCCAUUCAGGUCCAGUUCGGAGAGGACAGCAUUGAGCUGGGAAGACAGCUUUUUAAACUAGCACAGCUACAUUUCAACGGCAUCACUUUUUCCUUUGACAGCGGAGACUGUGGUGCGGCUCUCUCUGUGAUUCCCAGGGCCCAUAAGCUCCUCUCUCUCCACUGUGGCCCUCACUGUGAAGAACUACAGGAACUGUGUGAAAUGGAACGGUGUCUGCAAGGACUUCUGUGAAAUGAAAUAACAUCUAAAACCGAAUUAUAUUUUCAGCAAAUGUGAUACUCUCAAAGCCUACUUUUCAGAUUUCAGUAUUAAAAGUUAUGAAUCAACAA
This is a messenger RNA of Carassius carassius (crucian carp), 2461 nucleotides long. Its product is annotated as SET and MYND domain-containing protein 4-like. The transcript is spliced from 10 exons. Gene Ontology annotation, molecular function: protein binding. The record is from RefSeq and is a predicted model, not a curated record. Lineage: Eukaryota; Metazoa; Chordata; Actinopteri; Cypriniformes; Cyprinidae. Bases 111 to 2363 code for a protein of 750 amino acids.